Messenger RNA from Fonsecaea erecta, 831 nucleotides. RefSeq lists its product as hypothetical. Bases 1 to 831 code for a protein of 276 amino acids. The transcript has 6 exons. Gene Ontology annotation, molecular function: oxidoreductase activity. NCBI's taxonomy places the organism in Eukaryota, Fungi, Ascomycota, Eurotiomycetes, Chaetothyriales, Herpotrichiellaceae. The record is from RefSeq and is a predicted model, not a curated record.
AUGGUCUUUCGCUCGGGACCUGUUGCCCCAGGCAUUGCAUUCGUCACUGGAGGCGCGCGUGGGCUAGGGAACGCUAUUUGUGUAUCGUUUGCAAAGGAGGGUGCUAAAGGCGUGUGCAUCGUCGACAUCCAAGACGAGGCGACAUUCGAAGAGGGAAAGAAAGCCGUCGAGAAAUACGGUGCCAAGGUGCUUUGUAUCCGUGCCGACGUGACCAAGGAGGAGGACGUGGAACGAGCGGUCAAUGAAGCUGUCAAGGAGUUUGGACGCAUCGACUAUGCAGCCAACUUUGCCGGCAUUAUCGGACCUUUGGGCGAGACGUGGGAAACCGACACGGAUCAAUGGAAGCGAGUGAUCGAAGUCAACACCGUUGGAGUGUGGCUGUGCAACAAGUAUGAGCUGAAGCAAAUGAUCAAACAAGAAUCAAUCGAAGUCGAGGAAGGCCGACCCCGUCAACGAGGCUCCAUCGUCAACUGCGCAUCUGUCAAUUCCAUCCAGGCUGGUGCUGGCACCUCGGGAUAUACCGCGUCGAAACAUGCCGUGAUGGGCAUUACAAAAUCGGUUGCCCUCGAAGCCCGCCGGCACGACAUCCGCGUCAACGCGGUGUCGCCGGGUUUCCUCCUGACCAAGCUCCUCGACCCCUUCAUGAAGCAAGGAAACGGCGAGCUCGCGUCCAAGGCGUGGGAGGAGUACGAGGCCCGACAAGGUCGCAAGGCGACGUUCGACGAGAUCGGCGACGUCGUGGUGCUCCUGAGCACUCCGCGCAUGAGCCUGGUGGUGGGCCACAACCUUGUCAUUGAUGGCGGAUUCACCAUCAACGAGAAUACCUACUAG